UUGUUGUUUUUGUCUAUACAAUUAGACAAAACAAAAUUGUAACAAUGUUAUUAACGUGAUGUGUUAAGUGUGAAAAAAUCAUGACGUCAUUGUAUGCAAAAAAUGACGUAACAAAUAUGACGUUAUAUUUUAAAAUAUAAAAAAAAAGUGUUCAAAAAAAAAAAAAAAAUUAAAUUUCUAGAAUAUAUUUUUGUAAAUCUAUUUUAUUAUUAAAAUAAAUAAUAAUGUCAAAUUUAAAACCUGCAACAACUAUUGAAUUGACGCACAUGUCCGCUGGUGAGGAUGCACAAGAUGGAGCACAACAAUCCUGUGAUACUGGACAACCACGAGUUUUAAAAGAUGAUGAUGCAACGACAGCGACAACAGAUCGGCGUGCAAAUACAGAAACACGUAUUAUACGUUUAAGAGGUCCACAAUUAUUACAAAAAUUUUGUUCGAAUGCAAUAUCUACGGGGAAAUAUAGUAUAUUAAGUUUUGUACCAGCAUUUUUAUUUGAACAAUUUCGUAAAUAUUCAAAUUGUUUCUUUUUAUUUAUUGCAUUAUUACAACAAAUACCUGAUGUAUCACCGACUGGUCGUUAUACAACAUUAGUACCAUUAUUAUUUAUUUUAACUGUAUCAGCAUUAAAAGAAAUUUUAGAAGAUUAUAAAAGGCAUAGAGCAGACGACGAAUUAAAUAAUCGCGAAGUAGAUGUUUUAUCAGAAAAUGGCUGGACCAAAGUGAAAUGGAUGAAUGUUAAAGUAGGUGACAUCGUUAAAGUUGUGAACAACAGUUUUUUUCCAGCUGAUUUAAUUGUUUUAUCAUCAAGUGAACCAUUCGGAAUGUGCUUCAUAGAAACAGCCAAUUUAGAUGGUGAAACAAAUUUAAAAAUACGACAAGCAAUACAACAAACGGCUACUUUGAUUGAUACACGUGAUGUUUUGUUAUUGGAUGGUACAAUUGAAUGUGAAGGACCAAAUCGAAAUGUUUAUGAUUUUGCUGGUGUUUUAAUAUCCGAUCAAUUUAAUGCAAAUCUUCCACUUGGUCCAGAUCAAUUAUUACAACGUGGUGCAAUGUUACGUAAUACAUCAUGGGUGUUUGCAGCUGUUAUAUAUACAGGAAAUGAUACAAAAUUAAUACGAAAUUCAACAAAAGCACCAUUAAAACGUUCAACGGUAGAUCGUCUUACAAAUACACAAGUUAUUAUGUUGUUUGGUAUUUUAUUAUUGUUAGCAUUUAUUAGCGCUGGAUGUAAUGAAAUAUGGUCUAGAACACAUAAUAAUAGAGAUUGGUAUAUUGGUUUAGACGAAAUAGUAACAAGAAAUUUUGGAUAUAAUCUUUUAACAUUCUUAAUUUUAUAUAAUAAUUUAGUACCAAUAUCGUUACAAGUAACAUUGGAAAUUGUACGAUUUAUACAAGCUAUUUUUAUAAACAUGGAUUUACAAAUGUAUCACGAGGAGACUGAUACACCAGCUAUGGCACGUACUUCAAAUUUAAAUGAGGAAUUAGGACAAGUUAAAUAUAUAUUCAGUGAUAAAACUGGAACAUUAACACAAAAUAUUAUGGUUUUUAAAAAAUGUGCUAUUGGCGGCGUACAAUACGAGCUAGCAAAUACAGCGGACUCAUCUGAUUUAAUACGAAAUUUAAAAAUGAAUCAUAAAGAUUCGGAUUUAAUCGAGAAAUUUUUAACAUUAUUAUCAAUAUGUCAUACAGUUAUACCAGAAGUGGUCGAGGGUAAAUUAGUAUAUCAUGCCGCGUCACCAGAUGAACGAGCCCUUGUUGAAGGUGCCAAACGGUUUGGCUAUGUAUUCGAAUCUCGAACACCGAAUUCUGUAACUAUAAAUGCACUUGGCCAACAACGAAUUUAUAAAAUUUUAUCAGUGUUAGAAUUUAGUUCCACUCGAAAACGUAUGUCAGUGGUUGUGGAAACGCCAGAAGGGAAAUUAGUUUUACUGUGUAAAGGUGCGGAUACAAUGAUUUAUGAACGGCUAGGUGAAAGUAAUAGCCAACAAAAAGAUGAGUUACUAUUAAUAUUAGAAGAGUUUGCCACCGAAGGUUUACGAACGCUGUGUUUAGCAUAUGCAAAUAUUACACGUGAAUUUUACGAUGAGUGGAAAGUUAAACAUCAUUUAGCUGCGACAUCAAUUGAAAAUCGUGAAGCAAAUUUAGAAUCUGUUGCAGAACUAAUUGAAACAAAUUUAAAUUUAAUUGGUGCCACUGCUAUUGAAGAUAAAUUACAAGAUGGUGUGCCAGAAACAAUUGCCACACUUUUAGAAGCUAAUAUUAAAAUUUGGGUUUUGACUGGUGAUAAACAAGAAACUGCUAUCAAUAUUGGUUAUGCAUCGAAAUUAAUUGUUCAAGGAAUGCCAAUAUUAAUAGUAAAUGAAGAUAGUUUAGAUGCAACGCGUGAAACAAUCCAACGACACGCGCAUGAUUUAGGUACACGCCUGGGUACGGAAAAUGAAAUAGCCUUGGUGAUUGAUGGCAACACCUUACGUUACGCAUUAAGUUGUGAAUUGUGUCGUGAAUUUUUAGAAGUAUGUUUAUCGUGUAAAGUGAUAAUAUGUUGUCGUGUAUCACCAAUACAAAAAGCCGAAGUCGUUGAUCUCGUCACAACAAAUACCGGUAGUGUUACAUUAGCUAUUGGUGAUGGUGCCAAUGACGUUGCAAUGAUACAAAAAGCGAAUGUGGGUGUGGGUAUAUCAGGGUUUGAAGGAUUACAAGCUGCGUGUGCCUCCGAUUAUAGUAUUGCACAAUUUCGUUUCUUAUUACGUUUAUUAUUAGUACACGGUGCAUGGAACUAUUCGCGUAUGUGUAAAUUAAUUUUAUACAGUUUUUAUAAAAAUAUAUGCUUGUAUGUGAUUGAAUUAUGGUUCGCUGUAUAUUCAGCGUGGUCGGGUCAAGUGUUGUUUGAACAAUGGACAAUUGGAUUUUAUAAUGUGUUGUUUACGGCACUGCCACCGUUCGCGCUAGGUAUUUUUGAUAGACAGUGUUCGGAUGAAGUAAUGAUGAAAUAUCCCAAAUUAUAUUCACAUUCACAAAAUGCAACGCAGUUUAAUGUGCGCGUAUUUUGGAUUUGGAUUACGAAUGGAAUAUUACAUUCGAUAUUACUAUUUUGGUUACCAUUGUUUGCAAUUGAUAAUGGAAUUAUAUGGAAUUCUGGACGUGAUGGUGGAUAUUUAGUGUUGGGUAACACAGUUUACACGUACGUGGUAAUAGCUGUUUGUUUCAAAGCCGGCCUUGUAACAAGUACAUGGACCUUACCAAGUCACAUAGCCAUUUGGGGUUCAAUCGGAAUGUGGUUCUUAUUUAUGUUUAUAUAUAGUAACGUUUGGCCAAUUAUACCAGUUGGAGCUAUUAUGUUGGGUCAAGCUCGUAUGGUACUCUCAUCACCAGUGUUUUGGUUUGGAAUUUUUAUCAUACCAUUCCUAACAUUAUUACCUGAUAUUAUGCAUAAAGUGAUACAAAUAUCAUUCUUUAAAUCUGAAACUGAUAUUCGAAGAGAAGGAGAAGCUUUGGGAUAUCACAAGGAUUCAAAACCAUCACUUACAGAAACAGCUCGGCUACUUAAGAAUGUCAAAAGUGUUUUUAUGCGUCGAUCAACUACACGUAUUAAUCUAGAAAUGGAAUUAUCGCAUGGAUUUGCAUUUUCUCAAGAAGAAGGUGCGUCAGUAUCUCAAACCGAUGUAAUUCGUGCAUAUGACACGAAUGUACCGAAACCUGAAGGAAUGUAGGGUAAAUUUUAAUAGUACUUAUUUAAAUAUACAAAACCCCGAUUGAAAAGAAUCGCUUAUAAUGAAAAUAUUGAAUGUUUCAAUAUUGUCAGCAAAAUUAAAAAAGGUUUAUAAAAUGGUCAACACCUCAAAUUUAUUAAGUCUCCUAAAAUCGAUUAUUAUUUUUCGAUGACAUGAAUAUUUGUUGUGCCUUUUUUUAUCUAUCAAUUAAUAAAAAGUAAUCAAGUACGACGUUAACAAGAAAACCAAUGAUUUUAAGCUUUUGUUUUUUACAAAGAUGAGGUGUUAUUUGAAGUGAUGGAAAGUUUCUUAAUGACGGCGAGCAAGGCCGCAAAUUAAAUAAAAAGUGUGAUAUUUGAUCCCUCACUCUAUUUUUGAAUAUCAUUUUUAACGAUAUUCGUCUUUAAUUAUAAUAAAAUUUUAACGCUAUUAAAAUACGGUCAUUUAAGUGUGUAAUUAAUUGAAGCCUAGAAUAAUUUUUAUGAAUUUUCCAUAUUCAUACAUACGUAACAAUUUUUGAAAGCAUAAUUAAAGACCAA
This is a messenger RNA of Chrysoperla carnea, 4252 nucleotides long. It is a transcript of the gene ATP8A, whose product is annotated as probable phospholipid-transporting ATPase IA. The transcript has 11 exons. The coding region runs from base 225 to 3713 and encodes 1162 amino acids. Gene Ontology annotation, molecular function: ATP binding; ATP hydrolysis activity; magnesium ion binding. Gene Ontology annotation, biological process: phospholipid translocation. Gene Ontology annotation, cellular component: plasma membrane. Lineage: Eukaryota; Metazoa; Arthropoda; Insecta; Neuroptera; Chrysopidae. The record is from RefSeq and is a predicted model, not a curated record.